Molecule: messenger RNA, 309 nt
Organism: Linum tenue
Lineage: Eukaryota; Viridiplantae; Streptophyta; Magnoliopsida; Malpighiales; Linaceae
Source: the annotation of a GenBank genome assembly
AUGCAGGCAUAUAUCGAGAAGGAUAAUGCUAGAAAUUUGAUGGGGAAGAUGGCAUUGAUGGCUUCCGCCAAGUCAGAGGAGAAAGGCGACCCUGCUCUGAAGCUGAAGAAGAAGGAUGGCGGUGGGGGAGAUGGUGCUUGGGAAGGGAGCCACGUGACGACUUAUGAGGCUGCGUUGGAGGAUGCGAUGACGUCAGUUGUGGUGAAGAGGUUGAAGGAAGUGGGCUUGGGGAAGGAGUUUGAAGGGCAGAUGGAGGUGGUUGGUGGGAUUAGGCGUGGGAAUGUGUGUGCUUUGAGAGCUUAUUACUAA